AAAGACUUCAGACUAAGCCUUCACACAACGCAUCUGCCUGUUACUGAUAUCGUUUAUCCUGCAAGAAAACAAUGGCCGUUAUCAAGACUACCUUACUGCUGCUGCUCGUAGCAUUCGCUAUGGUGGCUAUGACAGAGGCCGCCACUCGUGUCGUGCAGUGCGACCAGCUCUGCAGCAUUAUUGACAAGCCCGGGAAAAACGAGUGCUGCAAGACCUACGGAUAUAACGGCUGGAGCAAUUGUAAUGGCGGAAGAUUGUACUGUUACUAACAGCUCAAACGUCAGCAACGCAUCGUCAGCGACCUACUGUCCGUUGCCAAAACUCACUGACUAAUCAAGUUUCAAGUAUUUUGAAUGGAAUUUACCGAUACUGGAUUCUUUCAGUUGAAUGAAUAUAAUAUGUCUUUUUUUUAAACAUUUGCGUUUCUGAUUAAAAUAAAUUAUCUUUCUAUGUUA
Messenger RNA from Ostrinia furnacalis (Asian corn borer), 455 nucleotides. Its product is annotated as diapause-specific peptide-like. Bases 72 to 269 code for a protein of 65 amino acids. The transcript has a single exon. The record is from RefSeq and is a predicted model, not a curated record. NCBI's taxonomy places the organism in Eukaryota, Metazoa, Arthropoda, Insecta, Lepidoptera, Crambidae.